Messenger RNA from Colletotrichum spaethianum, 960 nucleotides. Its product is annotated as protein MAK16. The record is from RefSeq and is a predicted model, not a curated record. Gene Ontology annotation, cellular component: preribosome, large subunit precursor; nucleolus. Gene Ontology annotation, biological process: maturation of 5.8S rRNA; maturation of LSU-rRNA. The transcript has 2 exons. Bases 1 to 960 code for a protein of 319 amino acids. Lineage: Eukaryota; Fungi; Ascomycota; Sordariomycetes; Glomerellales; Glomerellaceae.
AUGGCGUCCGACGAGAUCAUCUGGCAAAUUAUCAACCAGCAGUUCUGCAGCUUCAAACUCUCCACAACUAAGAAGCAGACGUUUUGCAGAAACGAAAACAAUGUCACGGGUCUCUGCAACCGACAGUCGUGCCCGCUGGCCAACUCCCGCUAUGCCACCGUUCGACGAGCCCCGAACAAGGACACGCUGUACUUGUACAUGAAGACAGUCGAGCGCGCACACAUGCCCUCGAAGCUAUGGGAGCGCAUCAAGCUGCCCAACAACUACGCCAAGGCGCUGGAGAUGCUUGACGAGAAGCUCAUCUACUGGCCCAAGUUCCUCAUUCACAAGUGCAAGCAACGUCUCACUCGCCUGACGCAAGUCAACAUCCGCAUGCGAAAGAUCGCCGCCGAGGAGGAGCGUAUGGGCGAAAAACUUGUACCAAAGAUGGCGCCCAAGAUCCGGCGCCGUGAGGAGGCCAGAGAGCGCAAGGCAGAGGCCGCCGCAAAGUUGGAGCGUACCAUUGAGCGUGAGCUUGUCGAGAGAUUACGUUCCGGCGCCUACGGCGACCAGCCCCUCAACGUCAGCGAGUCGAUCUGGAGAAGGGUCCUCAACUCCAUGGAGAAGGAGGGUGAGGGCAAGCGUGACAAGGACAUGGACACGGGCGUCGAGUCGGAUCAGGAGGGCGAAGAAGAGGAGGAAGACGAGGACGACCUGGAGAAGGAGGUCGAGUACGUUUCCGACAUCGAGGAGAGCGACGAGGAGCUCGAGGACAUUGAGGACUGGCUCGAGAGCGACGAGGACGCCGAGAACGAUGACGAGGAGGACGAUGAGGAAGACUCGGAGGACAGCGACGAGGAGGCGGCCCGCAAGGCUGGCGACAAGCGGAAGCGCGGCCGCGCGGUCAAGAUGAACCAGAAGAGGCUCAAGCAGAAGCAGACCGAGGAGCGGCCCAAGAUCGCGGAGGAGUUGACCUGGUAG